Hirundo rustica (Barn swallow) is the source of this 3389-nucleotide messenger RNA. RefSeq names its product F-box protein 16 (gene FBXO16). Bases 84 to 1178 code for a protein of 364 amino acids. The transcript is spliced from 9 exons. Gene Ontology annotation, molecular function: protein binding. The record is from RefSeq and is a predicted model, not a curated record. Lineage: Eukaryota; Metazoa; Chordata; Aves; Passeriformes; Hirundinidae.
CGCGGCGGGGAAGGUGGCACAAAGUCCGUCGGGAACGCGGAGGGGACGAGCCAUCCGCGGUGACAGGCGGAUCCAACCUCCCCAUGGCGUUUGCACCUCCCAAAAACGCGGAUGGCUCCCGGCUCCAGCUCAAGCUGAGCACGUGGACUCCCCUGAACCACCAGCUCAUGAACGACAAGAUAUUUGAAGAAAGAAGAGCCCUGCUGGGAAAAUGGUUUGACAAGUGGACAGAUGGCCAGAGGAGGAGGAUCCUGGUGGACCUGCUGGAACGCUGCUCCCUGUCCCAGCAGAAGUUCUGCGCCAAGCAGCUCCAGGCUCGAGUCCCCACCGAGGCCGCCGAUUUUACCACGAGGCUCCCUCGAGUCCUGACCUUGUACAUCUUCUCCUUCCUGGACCCGCGGAGCCUCUGCCGAUGCGCACAGGUGAGCUGGCACUGGAAGUACCUGUCGGAGCUGGAUCAGCUGUGGAUGCUGAAGUGCCUGCGUUUCGGGUGGUUCAUCAACUUCUGCCCCACGCCCUUCGAGCAGGGCGUGUGGAAAAAACACUACAUCGAGAUGGUGAGGGAGCUGCGCAUCACCAGGCCCAAGACUCCUGCCAAGGACGAGUUCAUCGUUAUCGAUGUGCAACCAGUAAAAAGCGACGUCCCGGAGAGGAAACUUUCCGAGGCGGGACAGGGGACAACCAGGAGGAAAAAAGAGCUCCCUCCUUGGCGUUCAUCCGACAGAAACCCCACGGACACCAUCCGCUACAACUACCUGGACAACUUCGACCCCAUCGAGCAGGCCAGGCAGGCCAGGAGGAAGGGAGGAGCGCACACCCCGGACCUGAGCAGGCAGGCGGCCGAGAGGAAGAAGAGAGGGGCUCGUCGUGGAUCCGCUCCGCUCCGGAAGUUAUCCCUUCCUGCAGAUCCCGAGCCCGUCCCAAAGCCCCGGCUCCGUCCCAGCUGGGCCGCGCCUCAGCACGCCGGGAUCCUGUCUCCCAAGGCAGCCGCCCAGGCGCUGGCCCGGAGCUCCCGCUGGAACGCCGGGAUCCGCCCGGGACCCGUCCGAGCUCCGAAGCCGCGGCUGGGAGGACCCGGAGCUGUCACCAGGGCGGACGCCAGGUCCCCGUCACCUCCUCUCUUUGAGGCUCAGCCCUGGCACAUUCCUUCAUCCAACCACGGAUCAGACACGGAAUAAGGGAGGAUCCAGAGUAUCCUUCAUCCCAGCAGAACAGAAAUUUAUCCUCCUGGCACUGGGGAAACAACAGGAAAUUCCUGCUGGGUUUGGGAUCCGAACCUGUUUUCCUGUAGCCGGUGCUACAUUCCCUUUUCCUUCUGAAUUUCCGGGAUUUUGACCGCGGAGGUGCUUCCUUAGAUCCUUGCCAGAGCUGCUGGACCUCAUGGGAGGUUGCCUGCGGAUCGUUUGGACAUCCUGGGGCACAUCCCACGGAAAACCUGGAGGCAGAAUUCCUUUCUCACAUUGAAGCAGUUCCAUCUUUUCCACUGCGGCAGGGAGAAGGAAAUUAAAUCCCACGCUCUAGAUUUGCACGUGGAUCCACGAGGAGCUGGAAAUGAUCAUUUAAGAGACUGGGAAUCCCGUGCUCUCUCUCUCUCUCCCCCUCUCUCUCUCAUUGGUCUUUUCUGCAGUUUGGGAAAUUCCCAGAAAAUGUGACGAAGAGCAGUUUUUGAGGAUGAGGGGAUUGAAAUUUUAUUCUUUAACCCAUCCCAGAGAGCUGGGACAAAACCGAACCUUUCCACACAUAGGGAAAAAUCGCGGCAAGCGCACGAAUCCUCGGCAUUUACGGACAAAAACCAGGCUUCAGAGGAAAUUUCAACCACGGAGUCGCGGAACUACUAAGGAUGGAAAAGACCUUUCAGGCCACCGAAUCCAGCACCACGCCCGUUUUCCUUAAACCGCGUCCACAGGUUUCCCCGACGCUCCCGGGAAUGGCGAUUCUCCACUCGGUGGAAUGGAGAUUCCACUCUUCCCGUGAAGGAAUCGCUCCCAAUAUCCAGCCUAAUCCCGGCCCUGGUGCGCCUCGAGGCCGUUUCAGUGUGGAUUGGGAGGGAAUCCCUGCUCCGUGAGCAGACUGAUCCGGGACGCUUUCGGGUUUCACGGAUUUUUGGCAACGCCAGGCACAGGUGGGAGCAUCCAAACCAUUGGUUUGACAGCUCAGUGCGGCUCCCUCUCCCACACUUUGGGGUUUUUUCCUGGUUUUCCUGGGUGCUCGGAAGGAUGAGCUCAUCCCAGCCAACACAAAGGCCUAAAAUCCGAUAAAUCCGAGCUGCCGCCUCCCGAAAAAAUCGGCCAGGAGGAACUCACAGACCGGGAAUUGUCUCCCGUAUCUUCAGAUCUGUUAAUUAUGCAGGGGAAGAGAACGAUGGAUUUUGAUUAAGGAAGUGAAAUGCCAAGAAUUUAAAGUGAGGUGGAGCAAACCCGAAACAUUCACCAGCAUCAUUCCCUGGAAUUCCAAACCUCUCCUCUCCAGCCCUUUUUUUUUUUGUGUAUAAACCAAGUUAAACGAAUCGCUCCAUGGGGGCUUCCUUGGCUUCCUAAAUCCGAGCUUUUUUUCUUUUUUUUAGUUUCCAUUAGGCAGCACUUGAGGGUUAGAUCCGCGUUCCAAGCACGGAAAUGACGCCAGUGGUUUAUCUUUUCCCAUCAGUAUUCCCUGGAAUUGUACAAUUCCCAGGAUCUGAGAGGCCUUGGCGGUGGCACUUGGACAGGCUCUGUGCCUUUGCUGCGUCUUAAACGCUCACUGCACAUUUUAAAGCUUAAACCUCCUCUGGUUUAUAAUUUCUUUUUUUAUUCUUUGUAUUUAAGAUGCUGUGAAAUAAUAAACAGAAACAUCCAGGAACGUGUCGAGCCAAGUCAGUUAUCCUUGGAAUACCGGCAGACCCACGGAAACCCGAUUAAUCAGAACAAAAUCAGAUGCACGCACACUGCCUGUAAACAUAUUUCGCAUCAUUCCCGAGGUCACGAAAUGGGAAUUUGAAACGGAGAGGGAGAAUAAAAUAUUUCCAUCAGCUGCCUGGGGGUAAAACACCUCUGCCCUGCCUGCCUGGGGCUUCAGAUGGUCCCUGCCCCACUUCUGACGGAGUUCCCAGAUAAGAAACUGCCAAACUGCGCGUUUCCCUGCCCCGCUCGGCUUUUCCAGCUCCUGCCCGACUGGAAUCAGGAUUAAAGGCACCUCUGGAAGCCCAGAGGCCACUGAAUCAGCAGCAGCUGAAUUCCGGCGGCAGAGAUCAGAACGCCAGCCCUGGGCUACAGCCCCGCUCAGAUGUGGGCAACAAACCCAAACACGCCGGGCUCCCUCCGACUCCGGCUCUGCUUUCCCAAAACUCCACCUGCGCUUCCCCGGUGUUCCUCGCCUCCUGGGGGAACGGCAGAGUUUGGUACUCGGGAGCCAGA